GAGGGCGAGGAGGGCAGGGGGCAAGGAGCUUUGGGACGGACAGGACUCCAGGCUGGCCUCUGCAGAAAGAGUGAGAGUGGAGAGAUGGAGAAGCUCCUGCAGCGUCCACCCGGCCUGGGGACCAGCUGCGGGGAAGGGGUAGCCAGGCAGCGCGGUGUCACCCCGCGGGCUCCGGUGGAAACUUCUGCUCUGUCCUUCCUUGGGCUUGCCUCUGGGCAGUCCACACUCCGAGGCAGGGCGCUCAGAACUGAACGUUUCCAGGGCUCUCGCUUCCGACCCCUGACCUUUCCUUUUCAACUGCUCUGAGGCGACUCUGCGCGUGCCCCCAACCCGGUUCCUUUCCCUUUUCUGCGGCGUCCUGGUGUUGGGCAUCUGUUCUCAGCGUAAACUAAGCAUGGGGCCAAUGAGGCUCCUGGUGAAUCUAGUGGACCAGGCGUGGGGACACGCAGAGCGCCCCAGCUCCUCAGGCAGAUAUUGCAGCUGGGUACGGUGCUACUAACUCGCCUACAUCAUACUAUGCGGCAGUAACAUGUUCCCGGCGUUGGAAACAGAACUAAAGCCGGAGACUCUUCCUGAUCCCUAUGAGGACUUUAUUCACCAUCACCUCCAGUAUUAUGGAUAUUUCAAAGCUCAGAAAAGCAGCCUGCCAAACUCAGGCACUCAUCAGCGCGUUUGGAGGAACAGCCCUCGGUACAUGUUGAAUGGCUCUUUUGGAGAAAGAGAUGAUUUCAUCUCGGACAGUUUGGAAAAAGAGAUGCUUCUGUGGCCUACCUGUUUAUCUUCAACUGGGCAUGCUCACAUAGACGCUGUAAACAGAGACUCACUUCUGCUGAGCUCGCCGCUCCUGAGGACCAGGCAGCUGAUUUUUGAUGAGCUAGAUGAAGCAAGCCCACGGCUUCGAGAACCCCGAGAACUCUUCUCAUGUUUCUCUAGCAGAGGGCCGCUGCAGGCUCCAAGAUGGCCAAUCGAAUGUGAGGUCAUCAAGGAAAACAUUCAUCACAUUGAGUGGGUUCCACAUCAACCAGAAUAUUUCUACCAACCUACAGGAAGCGAGAAGGUGCCAGAGAUUGUGGGAGAGGAGCAAGGUACAGUUGUGUACCAGCUAGAUUCAGUGCCUGCAGAAGGCACCUAUUUCACUAGUUCCAGAAUAGGAGGCAAACGAGGGACCAUCAAGGAACUUGCUGUCACACUGCAAGGGCCGGACGACAAUACUCUAUUGUUUGAGUCAAGGUUUGAGAGCGGGAAUCUGCAGAAAGCCGUCAGAGUAGGUAUCUAUGAGUACGAGCUCACCUUGCGGACUGACCUCUACACGGACAAACACACUCAGUGGUUUUACUUCAGAGUUCAGAACACCAGAAAAGACGCUACCUAUCGCUUCACCAUCGUCAACUUGCUGAAACCCAAGAGCCUUUACGCAGUAGGCAUGAAGCCUCUCAUGUACUCUCAGCUGGAUGCCACCAUCUACAACAUCGGCUGGAGGAGAGAGGGCCGUGAAAUCAAGUACUACAAGAACAAUGUGGACGACGGCCAGCAGCCCUUAUACUGCCUCACCUGGACCACUCAGUUUCCUCACGACCAGGACACUUGCUUCUUCGCACACUUUUACCCAUACACUUAUACUGACUUGCAAUGCUAUCUCUUGUCAGUAGCAAACAACCCCAUCCAGUCUCAGUUCUGCAAGCUCCGAGCCCUAUGCAGGAGCCUAGCAGGGAACACUGUCUACCUGCUGACCAUCACCAACCCAUCCAGGACCCCUCAAGAGGCAGCCGCAAAGAAAGCUGUGGUCUUGAGCGCCCGAGUCCACCCUGGAGAGAGUAACAGCUCCUGGAUCAUGAACGGCUUUUUGGACUUCAUCCUUAGCAACUCUCCCGAUGCCCAGCUCCUCAGGGAUAUCUUUGUCUUCAAGGUGAUUCCCAUGUUAAACCCAGAUGGCGUGAUAGUGGGGAACUAUCGGUGUUCGCUGGCUGGAAGGGACUUGAACAGGCAUUAUAAAACCGUUCUUAAGGACUCCUUCCCUUGCAUUUGGUACACCAAGAACAUGAUCAAAAGGCUUCUGGAAGAAAGAGAGGUUCUCUUGUACUGUGAUUUCCAUGGGCAUAGCCGCAAGAACAACAUCUUCCUGUAUGGCUGUCACAGCAACAACCGCAAGCACUGGCUCCAUGAGCGUGUCUUUCCUUUAAUGUUGAGCAAGAAUGCACCAGACAAGUUCUCUUUCGACAGCUGUAACUUUAAGGUCCAAAAAUGCAAAGAAGGAACGGGAAGAGUGGUGAUGUGGCGGAUGGGCAUCAUCAACAGCUACACCAUGGAGUCUACCUUUGGCGGGUCUACCCUGGGUAGUAAAAGAGACACUCACUUUACCAUUGAGGACCUGAAGUCCCUAGGGUAUCAUGUCUGUGACACUCUUCUGGAUUUCUGUGAUCCUGACCAAACCAAGUACACACAGUGUCUACAAGAGCUUAAGGAGCUCCUACAACAGGAAAUCAACAAAAAGUUGAAUAACUUUGGACAAGAUAUGGAUUUAGAAGGAAACUGGAGUGACAUUCCUUUGUCUGACAUUGAAUCCAGCACGAGUGGCUCGGACAGCUCCCUCUCCGAUGGCCCUCCCAUUCGUCUACUGAACAUCGUUGCAGAUGAGCCAAAUCAGAAGACGGUGUUAAAGAAUCCAAAAAAGAAGAGACUUCAGACUAGAAAACAGCGGAAUGAGCAGUACCAGAAGAGCUACUUGAUGCGGGAGUUAAAGUUAACAGAAAACGCCCCAGGAAGGGCGAGAUUUGUCUCUACUCUGCAAAAGCAGCCUACUUUUUUGAAAAGUCCAGAGAGUCCUAGCCCUUCAGUAAGGAGAAGUGAAAACCCAAGGCUCAAUGAGACACAGUUAAGUGGAAGAGAGAAGGGCACCUCCCUGGAUCCACCACUGACCAGCCCUAAGAAUAAAGAAAGAAUUCAGUCAUACAGCCAGCCAUGUGUUUUUUCCUUGAUCCUUCAUGAGCACCAAGCACAGACGUCCAGCGACACGCCCUGUCAGAAUCCAGAGUCCCAUUAAAGACGAGUCACUCAGAAGGCCUAACCCCAUAGUUCCUGCCCCACGUCUGGCCUUUAAUAUACAACAACCAUAUGUCAGACUGAACUACUCAACACCAAGACGACGUCCGAUCCAUCUCUUAGGGUUGCCUGACCUUCAUCUUUUGGGCAGAUGAGGAAGGACAAGCAUUUGGAUAUAGAAAAUGGGUGAAAGGUCACAGAAAUGAAAAAACCAAAAUUCUGCCUGCACUUAGCUAUCUGCCAGUACAAAAUUAACAACUGAAGAUACAGGGACACAUCUUCAAACAAUGUAAAGGAAGGUCACCCCAAUAUCUCUCUCUUUCAGUCCAAGAAAUGGCUUUUAUCUCUAACAGCAAUGAACUAUAUACAGUAAGAACAAUUCUGACAACUAUCAGGUAAGAAUUACCUUCACAGUGUCCAGUCCAUUUGUAUUUGGCAACCUUGGAGAAAGUACUCCACUAGGUAUCUUAUCUUGGUGAUACCAAAGUUCUGUACCUAAAUCGAUUUCUUAUCACCAUUUAAGUUUAUUAUCCUCUCACAUCUAGGAAAAGAUACAGGAGAAGUUGGUAACUUGCAUUUACCAACCUUAAAACUUCUUUUUAGACCCUCAAGCACUUUGUUAGAUCAUAAACAAUGUAAGCUUUUAUGUCUUUAAUCUUUAUGACCUUUAUACCUCCUUUGUGGAUUUUCUUUUAUUUUUAAUUUGAUUAUAAGGAAAAUAUGAGCCUGGAACUCCCUAGUCUUCAAUCUCACCCGUGUAAGCAGGAAGUGCAAAGCGAGCAGCUUCUGCAUCUUUAAAGAACGGAGACAUCACCGACUAACUGCUUCCUGGCAGGGACCCAAGGCUCCUGUAUUAAUGGCGCAUCUACCUUCGGCUGCCAGGCCCAGCUUUGACAGACUUUUCUGUGAAGCAGAAAUUUUGAAGGGUUCUCUUAUCUUGUCACAGCAAAGUGGGGCAAUCAACUUCCCCAUGUCCUGCAUGUCCCCAGUUUGGACAGUGUGCUGUCAGCAGGCGAAGAAAAGGGCAGUUUACAGCCCAGUGUCCAGCUUUGCCACAUUUGAAGCAAGUGCCAGGUGGAGAGUCUUCUGUGCCCAUCAUCAUCUUUGGGGGAGAUUAGGGGUGCUGCCAGGAACUGAUGUGUCUCUCUGUAUGAAAGGCCUUUUGUUAUUAAAACAUCUUAAAUGCCA
Mus musculus (house mouse) is the source of this 4227-nucleotide messenger RNA. It is a transcript of the gene Agbl2, whose product is annotated as ATP/GTP binding protein-like 2. Lineage: Eukaryota; Metazoa; Chordata; Mammalia; Rodentia; Muridae. Gene Ontology annotation, molecular function: metallocarboxypeptidase activity; zinc ion binding. Gene Ontology annotation, cellular component: centriole; cytosol; ciliary basal body. The transcript has 19 exons. The coding region runs from base 530 to 3040 and encodes 836 amino acids. Gene Ontology annotation, biological process: proteolysis. The record is from RefSeq and is a predicted model, not a curated record.